This is a messenger RNA of Daldinia caldariorum, 2130 nucleotides long. RefSeq lists its product as uncharacterized. The record is from RefSeq and is a predicted model, not a curated record. Lineage: Eukaryota; Fungi; Ascomycota; Sordariomycetes; Xylariales; Hypoxylaceae. The transcript has 7 exons. The coding region runs from base 1 to 2130 and encodes 709 amino acids.
AUGCCAGCGCUUCCUCCGACUUCACUGUUGGAAACUAUUGCUAGUCGGAAUGUAACGCUCGAAUCUACCGUUGCCCUAGCCUCCAAUACUACCAAUAGUACGAACGUAGAAAAUGUUGUUCGGGUUGUCUGCGCCUGGCCAGUGUCAGGGCAGUAUGGCCCGGGGUCGAGGGUCCUGUACUAUGUUCUUGUAGCAGCCUGCGUCUUUGCUCGGAAAGCAGAAUGGCUCAGGAACGCUUGCCUAGCCGCCGCAUUGGUUUUCCCCGCCGUCGCUGCUAUUCAUGGCAUCGUUCUUGCUGCAGUACAUGUGGAUAAUGCCGUAGAUAUGGACAUCUAUGGGGCCUUCCAGUUUUGCUCGAUUGGAAUACUAGCGGCUCCAUUGUCAGUCAGGAUAUCCCGGACGUAUUUUGAAAAUCCGGGUCGAAACAUAAUCUUUCUCUGGACCGGGAUCGUUCUCGCCGGACUGCUCAGCUUAACAGUCGAAUUCUUCCGGACUACAACAUCACCUUGCACGCACGACGAGUCAGGUAACCCUAUUCCUAUUGGUGAUUACAGAAACUUCCCUUACGACAAUGCCUCUUGUAACCUCACCUGCUCCAUCGAGAAGGGACCUUGGUCCCCUCUACGGAAAGAUGCUACAGAUGAGAUUUAUGUCAUACCAGCACCGAAUAGACUUGCAUUCGACGCCGUUACACUACUUGCAGCAGCUUGCUGCAUCCCCGCUGUCCUCUCGCUCGUAUCCAUGUGGAACAAGAUCCUUGAGAUUAACUGGAAGUCAAGAUUCGGUUCAGCAAAAGCAGAUGAGCUGAUUGAAGGCACGAACGGCGCCACAGACGAGGGAAUGAGUAAAGUCAAUUCCGUGGUGAGGCUUUUCCUAAGCACUCUAGAGAUCCCUCUGUUUAGCGCUGCAGUAGUUGCAAUCAUUAUCUUUGGCGAAUGGAACUUCUUCACUCCGCAAGUCCAAUACCAAACUGAACCAAUAAAUAGCAUAGGACAGUGGGCACCCCUUGUCGGUACCUUGCUUGCGGCAUUGGGAUCUCUUUACAUGCUUAUGGCGGUGGAUUUAGAAGCUGUGAAAAGGGAUGCGAACAUGAAAACCUCUACUCACCAUUGCAAUUGUUCCCGUCAUCAUUUUAAUAAUGAUCAAGAUUCAAAUUCGCCUACUAGGCUUGGGUCCAGCUCUUUUCCAGAUAGUGAGGUUGCCGAACGCACAAACGAUGAUACCAUUGCCCAUUCGGAGCAUAUUUCAAUAAGCUCAUCCUCCAUGCAAGAGAGUAUGAAUGGUGGCAUGGUCAUUAAUUCCUCCCACUCUACCGCGCCCCCGAGUCUAGCCCACAUUCGAAGCAGCUCUUGCAACAGCAGAAAAGAAACCCCCACCGAUCUUGCACCCACAGAAACCCGGCCAUCGGAAACCGACAUAGGCAACAGGCGCAAAGUGUACAACGCGCUCCUAUCCGCGGCGGAAUACCUCGGCACGGCGUCCGAAGACCGGUUCGACUACUCCGAGUUCAAGCACGGGAAGGCGACGGACUUCCCCGAGAUCCCGGCGGAAGACAAGCGCAACCCGAACCUGUCCCAGGUGCGGAAAGCGUAUAAUCAGCACCACGACGAGGACGAGGAUGCUAGUAUACGCCCGUCGAGAGCGGGUAGCUUCGUCGGAAGUAUUAUUUCUGUUUCCGCUUCCAGACGCAGUACGGAAGGAGGAAGCCCGACCAUGACCCGCGCGAUAUCAGCACCCCACGCGCUGCCGUCGCGGUCCUCGUCUCCGUCGCCUUCUAUCCACGGAGUCGGGGUCCGGCACUCGGACACGCUACCAGCUGGCCAGAGUUCGUUCGACGUACAAUCUUCAGAAGCAUCCUCAUCAGCCGGGCAGACGAGAGGCAGGACACGACAACGACGGGAUACCCUCGAAGUCCCUGUAUUCCACCCCGGCUCUUCGCGCGCUGUGCAGCCGGCUUCGCCGGCCGCGUCUAUUACCACCAUAACGAACAGCCAGGGCUCCCCCGCAAUUGUCAUUUCGCAUGAUCUCGAUGCUGCUUCUAUUGCGGAUAUCCCCGUUCUCGACCUUCCUAUUACCCAGCCGGCCGAGUCGGAAGGGGCACCGCAACCGAAAGCCUCGCUUCCGCCGUGA